This is a messenger RNA of Hypomesus transpacificus, 2372 nucleotides long. Its product is annotated as retinol dehydrogenase 11-like. Lineage: Eukaryota; Metazoa; Chordata; Actinopteri; Osmeriformes; Osmeridae. Bases 298 to 1284 code for a protein of 328 amino acids. The transcript has 8 exons. The record is from RefSeq and is a predicted model, not a curated record.
AUCACGUAAUAGCGACAUUUCAGCAAGCCAAUACAUGUGACUUCUGGUGAGACGGUGUUUUAUUUUGUCUCUCGAUUAAGUGACUUUUCACCUUCGUUAUCGACAAAAAAUCUCACCAAGCGACUAGGCUAGUAGGCUACGUAAGAGACUGAAAUAGGAUUGCAAUAUUCUGUAAAGUCACUGCUUCUCCUACUCUGAAAAACGGAGAAUUUGAGAAUGGAUUUAUUCAGUCGAUGAAGCAACAACGUACGCGGCCAGUGAAUCAUCUGUAUCUACAGAGAAUCGAAUUUUAAAGCUAUGCAGUACGGGAAAUCUUUGAGGAUCUUUGUUGGACGAUAUCCCAAAACGAUUGCUCUAGUUACAAUUACAGGAGUGGGACUAUUUGCUGUCCGAAGAUGGAUGUCAGGUGGGGUGUGUCGGAGCAAAGCUCGACUGGAUGGGAAGACUGUCCUGAUCACUGGAGCCAACACGGGGAUUGGCAAAGAAACAGCAGUUGAUUUGGCUAGCAGGGGGGCAAGGGUCAUUCUGGCCUGCAGAGACAUGACAAGAGCAAACCAAGCUGCAGAAGACAUUAGGCAGAGGAGUGGGAACGGGAAUGUGAUUGUCAAAAAGUUGGACUUGGCAUCACUGCAGUCAGUGCGACAGCUAGCCGAAGACAUCCUAGCAAGUGAAGAAAGACUAGAUAUCCUCAUCAACAACGCAGGUGUCAUGAGUUGUCCAAAAUGGCAAACUGAAGAUGGUUUUGAGAUGCAGUUUGGUGUGAAUCACUUGGGCCACUUCUUGAUGACAAACUGCCUUUUGGAUCUACUAAAGAAAUCAGCUCCAAGUCGCAUUGUCAAUGUCUCCAGUUUAGCUCACGAGAAAGGUGAAAUCCAUUUUGAUGACAUAAAUUUAGAUAAGGAUUAUAGUCCCUGGAAAAGCUACCGGCAAAGUAAACUGGCAAAUGUUCUCUUCACAAGGGAGCUGGCAAAACGACUUAAAGGCACCGGAGUCACCACCUACUGCCUUCACCCGGGCAUCAUCCACACUGAACUGGGCCGGCACUUUUGGCCCACCAUGCCCCUGUGGAAGAGAGUGCUGUACCAGCCUCUGAUGCUGCUAAUUAAGUCCCCAACGGAGGGAGCCCAGACCUCCAUCUACUGUGCCAUAGAGGAGAGCCUGAACAACCAGAGUGGACUCUACUACAGUGACUGUGUCCCUAAAGCAGUGGCCCCACAAGGCCAAGAUGAUGAAGCUGCUAAGAAGCUGUGGGAGUUGAGUGCUUCCAUGGUUGGUCUGCUAUGAUGAAUGGGGAGGGACCCCAGCAUAGUCAAUAGAGAAGUCACCCGAUCAAAUGUCAAUAUAGUCAGCUCAUAUUAUCACCUAAGUACAUUGCUCUUAACUUGUGCUUGUGUUAAAGAAAUAGGACGUAUCUGAUAAAUGUUUUAGAGACAUUUAUUCAGAAUAUACAGCGAACUACAUACAAAAAUACUAUGCAUCAUAUUAUGUUAAUCAUGAGCCUUUUAGACAGAAGAAAUGUCUCACAGUUAAAUUACAUGGAAGCAAUAUUAACCUUAACUUUGAUUGAUUGCCAUAAAGUGUAAAAUGCUAUUCUAACUGACAAAGAUCAACAAUGUCUGUAUUGAACAAGAAUUACGCUGUUCUGUCAUGGAACGGUAAUACAUCAUACUGAACUACAUGUGCUUUAUUUGACUGUACAAAAGGUUUUAACCUUUGAAGCAACAAUAUAUUUUUCUUUUAAUUUUAAUCUCAAUAUUCAAAGGUGCUGUUUCAUAUAACUGUACUUGUUAUCUGUUACUUAAGGCAUACCAUUCAGACAUGUUUUGUGUAUACUCAUUAGGUACUACAUGGUUUGUGUAUAGCUUUGAUCAUAAUGGGCAUUGAACCAUCAGCACUGAAACACUACACCUUUUGGUUGCAUAAUGAAUGACUAUGAAUGCUAAACACAACUUCUAUAAUCCCUAUGUUUCUCUUUUCCUGAAGGCACUGUUUACAAGUUUGCUACGAACAGUCAAAACCAAUGUCUUACUCAAGCUACAGCACAUACAAAAGACGAGGACAUUUUCCUUUCUCUACUAAGUCCAUUUCCCAUGUUGGACUAAUGACAUACAGUAUGCACAGCCAGAGGGCCUGCUGGCUACAAAGGAGCCAUCUGUCUGUCUUCCACAUACUGCAGGUGUCAAUGAAUUAACAAAGAGGAAUGGGCCAGAUCCUGAUGAUUAUAUUUAGAAUUAUUUGUUAUGGUGUUCAUUUUCUUCAUGAAAAAUACAUUAAUAAUUUGUUUAAUGGUUUCUGAUAUCUCAUGAUGUAUUGCUCAGUUUAAAUCUGAAUUGGUGGUAAAUGAUUGAUAAUUAAACAACAUCCAUAACCAU